Canis lupus familiaris (dog) is the source of this 807-nucleotide messenger RNA. Its product is annotated as 60S ribosomal protein L10a-like. Bases 1 to 807 code for a protein of 268 amino acids. NCBI's taxonomy places the organism in Eukaryota, Metazoa, Chordata, Mammalia, Carnivora, Canidae. The record is from RefSeq and is a predicted model, not a curated record. The transcript has 3 exons.
AUGACACCUUCCAAGAGGUGUGCAGGAUAUUUUGCGGUGUUGCUGCAGAUCAGCUUGCAGAAUUCUGACUCUCAGACAGACAGACGCUUCUCAGGCACCAUCAGGCUUAAGUUCACUCCUCGCCUGAAGUUCUCCAUAUGUGUUUUAGGUGACCAGCAGCAUUGUGAUGAGGCCAAGGCUGUAGUUAUUCCCCGCAUGAACACUGAGGCACUGAAGAAACUCAACAAGAAUAAAAAAUUAUUCAAGAAGCUGGCCAAGAAGUUUGAUGCCUUUUUGGCUUUGGAAUCUCUGGUGCUACAAAUCCUGGGCCCAGACCUGAAUAAGGCUGGCAAGUUCCCUUCCUCAAAGACCCAUGUUAAGAACAUCGUGGCCAAAAUGGAUGACGUGAAGUUUAUGAUCAAAUUACAGAUAAAGAAGGUGCUGUGUCUGCCAGUGGCUGUUGGCCAUGUGAAGAUGACAGAUGAUGAACUUGUGUACAACAUUCAGUUAGCUGUCAAUUUCCUGGUAUCAUUGCUCAAGAAAGAGCACCAUGGGUUACCCCCAGAGCUUGGAGCAAAUACUCAAGCUCCAGGAGGGUAUGUGAAGUUAAAGGACAAUGUGGCUGUCCAUGACCCUCAGCAAACCAACUCUCUGGUUAGAGUUCACAGUGACUGGUCCAUGAAGAUGGCCUGGGAACAGACUUCCAAAGGAAAACAAAGCCAGGAGCUAGACCUUCUGGCUCCUGACAGGACUGUGAGAGAUAGAGUUGAGGAAUGGAUCACAGGAGUUCUUUCUACUGGCUGGCCCACAUCACUACAACACUUCUAA